Dibothriocephalus latus is the source of this 1365-nucleotide messenger RNA. The record is from the annotation of a GenBank genome assembly. NCBI's taxonomy places the organism in Eukaryota, Metazoa, Platyhelminthes, Cestoda, Diphyllobothriidea, Diphyllobothriidae.
AAUUUUCUGGCGUUAUGUGCUUCUGACUACUACAAGGGCUGUAUAUUUCAUCGAAAUAUAAAGGGAUUCAUCGUCCAAACUGGUGACCCGACAGGUACCGGCAAGAAUGGACAAAGUAUCUGGAAGCAAAAGUUUAAAGAUGAGUUCAAUGAAACUUUGAAGCACACUGCGCGCGGAGUAGUGUCAAUGGCGAACAAUGGCCCCGACUCUAAUGGAUCACAGUUCUUUAUCACAUACAGUAAACAGACAAUGCUGGAUAUGAAGUAUUCAAUUUUUGGCAAGGUAAUUGAUGGAUGGGACGUUUUAGACGAAUUAGAACGGGCGCCUGUAGAAGACAAGACUUAUCGACCAUUGACGGACAUUCACAUACAAGAUGUUGCUCAUACACAUGAAACCCAGCAAGGCAAACAUGCCUUCUCGUUCUCUUGGCCUCUUUGGGCAGGUCGCAAAGUUGCUGUUAUUAAUUUAGAUCCUGCAAACGAUACCUUGCCCUAUAAGUGCGCUGUAGAUCUUAAGGAUCUCAUUCGGCUGGACGAAGUUAUGCAGUCGCUUCAUCUCGGUCCCAACGGAGGUUUACUUUAUUGCAUGGAAUACCUUUAUAAAAACCGCAACUGGUUGGUGGAUAUGCUGACAAAGCUCAAACGCGAUUCUCCGAAAACUUAUGUCUUAUUUGACUGUCCAGGACAGGUCGAACUGUAUUGUGUCAGUGGGGCAUUCCGAAGGCUUCUGUCCUUUCUAACGCUCACUCAUCUUCCGACAAGUACAAUCCCGGACUCCAACCAGCAGGUUAUCUCUCUUCCGAAACCUGUUAUAGAAGCUCCUAGUCAAUCAGAUCUCUAUGGGCUGGGUCUCAGGCUGAGCAGCGUUCAUUUGGUGGAUUCACACUACUGCACCUGCCCGGGGAAGUUUAUCUCCGUACUUCUUACUUCGUUGGUUUCAAUGCUGCAGUUGGGGUUGCCACACGUAAACGUGCUGAGUAAAAUCGAUCUUAUUGAACAGUAUGCGCCGCUUAGAUUCAACUUGGAUUUUUUUACCGAGGUCCUCGAUCUGUCUUAUCUAGUUGAACAAUUAGAUGACGUCCCGUUUUUCGCAAAAUAUAAGAAACUAAACAGAAGGCUUGCAGAACUCGUCCAAGAUACUGCUUUAGUCCAUUUUCUGAUUUUGGACGUUCAGGAUCGCACUCACCUUGAGCAAAUAAUGCGGAAUGCUGACAAGGGCAACGGCUACGUAUUUGGUACUAAUGAACAGCGAACUUUGCAGUCCAUGCUCUCGUAUGCGUCCGGAGCGGAGUUUUCUGACGAUUUGGUGUGUCUUGCGCAAGAAAAAUACACUCAUGCGAGUUCCAAAAUUGAAAAGCCAAACUGA